UAAGCAUAAUAAUUAUCUUGACCUUUAUAGAAAAAGGGGAACCCAUGUUGAUCAAACUAGAAGUGAUCGAUUUAAGUGACAAUCUCUUCAAUAGCAGCAUACUCUCGUUCCUUGGUACGCUCCCAAAUUUGAAGUCUUUGAAUAUAGUCGAGAACAAAUUGGAAGGGGCUAUACAUAUUAAAGAAUUGAACGCUUUGAGCAGCUUAGAGGAGCUGUCCAUGUGGGGAAAUAAAGUGACCAAUUUUGUUCCAUCUCAAGAUAAUGAAACUCAACUAAGGUUGAUGAACCUCAAAACGCUUCGUUUGGGUAACAACCAGUUCAACAGUAGUGUAUUGGCAUCUCUUGGUAGGCUUUCAAAUCUCAAGUCUUUAAAUGUUGCAGGCUCCAAUUUCACAGGAUCAAUAGAUCUUACAGAACUAAAUGCUUUGACCCACUUGGAGGACCUGUCAUUAUCUUGCUCUUUUUCAGUCACAGACACGGAUAGCAAUUGUGGUAACCUUUCAAUACAAUCACUUGGCUUGUUUCCAUCGUUAAAGACUGUUUCUUUGGGCGGAUUUAAUAUUGAAGGAACCGAAAUGGCUUCCCAAAAUGAAUGGCAUUGUAAUUUUACAAACUUGGAGGAGUUAUACGUGUUCGAUUCCUUUCUCCAAACCAACUUUUUUAGAAGCAUCGGACAAUUUACUUCUCUCAAAAGUUUGACUUUAAGGGAAUGUAAGAUGAAUACAAGCCUGAGUACUCUUGAAGAGUUAACUGCCUUGACACACUUGGAACAACUGUCAUUAUCUUGCUAUUACGAUGACACAGCCACAGGUAACCAUUGUAGCCUUCCACUACAAUCACUUCUCUUGUUCCCUUCGUUAAAGACUGCUGAUUUGGGAAGAUUUAAUAUUGAAAGAGCCAUAAUGACUUCCCAAAAUAAAUGGCAUAACUUUUCGAAAUUGGAAGAGUUAGAGGUGUAUGGUUCUUUUCUCCAAACCAACGCUCUUGGAAGCAUUGGACAAUUUAUUUCUUUGAAGCAUUUGGAUUUGGAUAGAUGUGAGAUGAAUGAAAAUUUGAAUAUCCUUGAAGGUUUGUGUGAAAUGACAAAUCUUGAAGAGUUGGAUCUCGAUUUUAAUAAUUUAAAGGGUAGUCUGCCCGAUUGCUUCUCUAACCUCGCAUCCCUUCGCAACUUGGAUCUUUCUUUCAAUCAAUUUUCUGGGAAUAUAUCUGUCCUUGAGGGUCUAACAUCUCUUAAAAUAAUAGAUCUCUCUUCCAGUCAAUUUUCUGAAAAUAUACAUGUUCUUGAGAAUUUAACAUCUAUUGAAGAAUUAUUUCUUUCUUCCAAUCAAUUUUCUGGAAAUAUAGAUGCUCUUAAGAAUCUAGCAUCUCUCCGAGGAUUGAGUUUAUCCGACAAUCACUUUGAAAUCCCUAUCUCAUUAGCACCCUUGUCCAACCUUUCAAAACUCAUGAGCAUAAAUGCAGGCAACAAUAUCAUAUAUGCUGAAACUCGGAUACUUUCUUCCGUCCCAAGGUUCCAAUUGAAAGAUAUUAGUUUGUCGUGUUGUGGAGAAGCUGGAUCGUUUCCUGAAUUUCUCUAUCAUAAACAAGAUUUGCGGUCUCUUGAUCUCUCUAAUAUCUUCUUCAAAGGAAAUCAAUUCCCAAAUUGGUUGUUGGACAACAACACAAAACUAGAGAAGCUAGUUCUUUCCAAUAGCUCUCUGUCGGGACCACUUGAGCUACCAUUAGCUUCACAUGUACAUUUGUCAUAUUUAGACAUCUCCGACAAUUUCUUCAAUGGCAGCAUCCCACCAGAAAUUGGAGAGAAACUACCAUGGUUGGAGUAUCUAAACAUGUCAAAAACUCAUUUUAUUGGUACCAUUCCCUUGUCUUUCGGCCAUAUGACUUCAUUGAGAGUCUUGGACUUAUCCAAAAAUAAACUUGAGGGAAAAAUUUUCUCCGGAAAUCUUAAAUUACCAAACUUUAGAGUGUUGAAAUUGGAUGGAAACAACUUCUCUAGAAGGAUCCCUGAUAUAUUAUCCAAGAGCGCUUUUUUGUUAGCACUAGAUGUUAACAACACACUUUCUGGUAGGAUCCCAAGGCAGUAUACCAUCUUGUUUCAACUCUUCUCAGAUCAUACAAGUUCAUUUGGCUAA
Messenger RNA from Hibiscus syriacus, 2132 nucleotides. RefSeq names its product receptor-like protein 52. Lineage: Eukaryota; Viridiplantae; Streptophyta; Magnoliopsida; Malvales; Malvaceae. Gene Ontology annotation, molecular function: protein binding. The coding region runs from base 45 to 2132 and encodes 695 amino acids. The transcript has 11 exons. The record is from RefSeq and is a predicted model, not a curated record.